AUGGCGGUCCGACCAGACCAUGAGAUCAAUGCUACAACGACAUCAGACACGAAGCCGGCCUUCGUGACCCACGCUCACCCAGCUUCAGCGCGCAACACAUCCCCUGAUGCUUCUCAAAACGAGGCAAGACCUGUCGACUACUUGCACACGGAAUCACAGGUCCAGCAACGCUCUCGAUAUUCUCGCUGCUGCUACCCCUUCAAGACAUUGCUCUUCCAGGUGUUCGCACUGCUUUGGCUAGUACCCAUAAUACUCCUAUUGGUACUGAACGCGGAGCAGAAGAUUAUCGGUGCGAGCGCAAACUGCAUACAUGUUGAAGGCGGCUGUCUUCCUGAUGUCUAUUCGUCCUGGAGCGCAGUUGACGCACUUGUCAGAGCUGCGUCUCUUGACAAACGCACCCACGAUCUUCUAGGAGGUCUUCAAUUGGUCGCCAAGGCAUUGGAGAUAUGGUUCGCGUUCAUCGCAUCAUGGCUGGUGUAUAUGUUCACAAUGUUUCUGGCAUCCAGCGGACGAGGACUACCCAUUGAACAUCUCUACAAACCGACAGAGUAUGCUGAUCCAGUCAGCGGUUUCAAAAGUCUUUUCGGCAUCUUUGGAGGACUAAUUGCUUCAUUUCGCCAAGCCAAGGCAAAACACGCCCAAGGCCAACAUCACCAGGGAAAUUUUCGCCUGUUUCUCUUCAUCCUGGCUACCGUCGUGCUAUGUGGCAUUAUGAAUCUCAUGGGUCCUGCUGUUGCCAUAUUGCUGAUUCCGACGCUACAGUGGAUCGAUGUUGACCCUGUCCUCGAUUCAACAUUCAUCGCCAUGAAUGCGAACACAACUCCGACCACGAGCGAUUCUUGGCUGCUCGGAGACUCUGGAUGCACCCAGGACAACUUCGUCGCCAACGACUAUGGAUGUGCUGAAACCUGGUCGUUGAGUCUCGAUGGCUGGGCAAGCGGAUAUAUGGCGACAGAGGCUGCUGAUAGCGCAGUAUCGGUUCAAGGCGAGCUGAUGUUGACGUACAAUCGCACGCGCUUCCCCACCGGAUAUGCUAAUGAUGCCGCUCUCACCAAUCCGACCUAUGAACUUGUGACAUUCAUUCCAAACCGUCAUGUCCUCGAUGAUCUGUGGGAGGACAUGCGGAUUGUGCGGUCUAUUUCCCAGGGCAACGAUACCAUGGCUGCCGAGGAGGCUUCCUACGUCAAAUAUAACAAGACUGUGCAGACAUACUUACAACGGCACGGCCCAAUCGUGGGAGCCAUCUCCAAUGUGUGGUAUAACUACGAUGAUCAACUCAACACAACGAUCCAUGUUGGACCGCAGAAGCAGGUCAGAUGCUAUGCAUCUUACAACAGCGACAACGCGCCGCUAAAUUGGAGGGGUGAUAACUUCGGGUCUUACAACGCUGGCAAUUGGACUCGCUGUAUCCCGAUUGGAGCAGGAUGGGACGACGGCUACCAGACGACGAACUUCAGCAUCCGCGGUAAUUACGACAUAGUCUCCAAUCGUACACAGCCUGACAUCGCAUUCACUGUGCACUCAACGUCAAAGGCAGCUUUUCUGCCCAACGGUACAGUCCCUGCAAGCCUUGAGGGAAAGUUCGCACAGAGCUGUCUCACCACCUCCAACUCGUCUGCUGGAUGCGACUGGGAAGCUCUCUUCUCAUCGCCUACAGACGGCAACAUCUUCUAUCGCUCGCAGAACGUCACUACUUGGGAGCUGGUGUCGGACUCGGAUGGCAAACCGGGCAGAAUAGGAAUUGCUAUCGACUUCGUUGCAAUGCAAACGUUUGCCAACUACACCUUAGAUCCGUCUAGCUACAGUAAUCCCAAUUACCUCACGGAUUAUCAAUUGAGCGAUUCUCAAACAACAAUUGAUAACAUGACAGCACUUCGAGUUGACCCAGCUUGGACACUUGCGGCUUGGUCGGUCGCGGCUGGCGGAGAGGUUGAGGGCAACCGCUCUGCGGGCACUCUUCUGCAAAGCUCCUUCGACCACCUAUUCCUGAAUUACAACACGACAGACGACCCACUAACUCUCGAACAAUACCGCUUAACAGGAGGAGGUCUCAUGAGCAUCUUGCAAAUGCUGAGUCUGAUGGACUACACCACCGUUCCAGCAGGCGAGACCCAAGGCGUGGACCCAAACCUUCUCAUGUCCAGAGCCGGGCGCAUCCAAGUCUACACUUUCGGCCUGUUCGGGCGCACAGCGAAGUUGGGUUUUGCAAUCGCUAUUAUUGGUUGUGUCAUUGUCUUCAUCGAAGUCUGCGUUGGGUUGCUUUAUGGUCUCUGGCUCGGACGAGGCUUUCGAUCACCACUGGAGUUGCUCCUCGCCGCUUUGCAGCAUCCUUACAGUGGAGAGAUGGAUGGCUUUGAUGAGAAGGAUAGGAAGAAGCAGCUUUCUCGUUUGCCGGUGACGCUUAGUGAGGUGAAGCAUGGCGCUGGACCGAUCAGGUUUGAGAAUGUAAGGUAUCGUGGCUGA
Molecule: messenger RNA, 2463 nt
Organism: Pseudocercospora fijiensis CIRAD86
Lineage: Eukaryota; Fungi; Ascomycota; Dothideomycetes; Mycosphaerellales; Mycosphaerellaceae
Exons: 3
Coding region: 1-2463 (820 amino acids)
Source: RefSeq, a predicted model, not a curated record